Messenger RNA from Cyphomyrmex costatus, 992 nucleotides. Its product is annotated as shematrin-like protein 1. Lineage: Eukaryota; Metazoa; Arthropoda; Insecta; Hymenoptera; Formicidae. The transcript has 3 exons. Bases 1 to 735 code for a protein of 244 amino acids. The record is from RefSeq and is a predicted model, not a curated record.
AUGUCCAAAGGUGGGUGGGUGUGUCGGAUGGUGACCUUCUUACACAAUGAACGAGAGGCUAACAUCAUCAACGGAUAUGAUUUGAAGGGAUCAGCGGGGGCGCGGUCGGAGAUUCUAGGAGAUUACGUUUCGUUUGCCCUGUGCGCCAUUGUUGCUGCGUCGCCUUUGAGCGGUCACGGAUAUUACGGUGGCCACGGAGCUUAUGGUGCUCACGGAGCUUACGGAGCUUACGGAGGUAUAGGGUACGGCGCACAUGGAGUAGCUAUUACUGGACCAUUCCUUGGAGCAGCGAGUGUCACGGGUCCACACGUGGGUGCCACUGCUGUUUCCGCUCCAGCGAUAGGGCCAGCUCGUUUGUCUGGCUCGAUGGCUGGUCCUGCUCACGUAUCAGGCGCAGUUGCUGGACCAGCUGUUGUGACUGCGUCGGUCGCUGGUCCAGCGCACGUAGAAGGCUAUGGUGGUCCGUAUGACGGUGCCUAUGGUUACGGAUAUGCGGCUGGUCCUGCUUAUGGUGGUUAUACAGGAUAUGCUGGCGGUCAUGGAGGGCAUGGGAUAGUCGUUGCCGGACCGGCUACUCAUGGCGCGGUUCUGGCUGGACCUCAUUCCGGAAGCGCAGCUGUUUCUGGACCGCAUGCCGGUUCGGUGGUGAUUGCCGGUCCUUCCGGAAAGAUCACGGCCCACGGAAGCGGUUACGGUGCUGCCAUUCAGGCCGGUCACGGCCACGGCCAUUGGUAACGCGCGCACACCCAUCUGCGAAAUACAAAAGAAAAACUCUCUACAUUAUCAUUGAAAAAGUAGAAUACCGAAUAAUUGCCAACCCCUCCCUGGUUUUCUAGGAGAGUUCGAAGAAGUAUUAUGGGGGGUAUGAAAUUACUGUAACACGAUGACGUUCGUCGCGCUCGAUACUUCCGUUUUAUAGUGUGCGCAUGGGUACUUACAUUUCUUUUCUGUACGAAUGGAAUAAAUUCUCUUCUUUCAAAAGAAGAUAUUCA